This is a messenger RNA of Cygnus olor (mute swan), 9979 nucleotides long. Its product is annotated as meteorin-like protein. The transcript has 4 exons. Bases 73 to 960 code for a protein of 295 amino acids. Lineage: Eukaryota; Metazoa; Chordata; Aves; Anseriformes; Anatidae. The record is from RefSeq and is a predicted model, not a curated record. Gene Ontology annotation, molecular function: hormone activity.
UCCCGGCCCCCCUUAUAGCCCGGCCCGGCCCGGCCGUGCUGUCUGUCCGCCGGGGGUGCCGGCCGGGCCGCCAUGGCGGCGGAGCGGGGCCUCCUCCCGGCCCUGCUGCUGGCGCUGCUGGCGGGCGGCGGGCAGCAGCCGGGCGCCGCCGACUACUGCAGCUGGAGGGGCAGUGGUUUGAGCUGGGAGCCCCGUUCCCGUGCGGUGGAGCAGGUCCACCUGCGCUGCACUGAGGGCUCCCUGGAAUGGAUGUACCCAGUACGAGCCCUGCGUGUCGUUCUGGAGCCCAUCCUGUCCAGUGCCCAGCACACCACCGUCUGCAUCAAGCCAGCCAGCGACUACCAGGGUGCUAGCAUCUACGUGGAACGUGCUGGACAGCUGCAUCUGGUGGUAAGCGAGGCUGGAGGGGCUCGACCCCACCACGUGUCUUGCUUCAGUGCCCACACACCGCAACGAGUGGCCCUCUUCCUGCAGGCCAGCCCGCAGAGGGACAUCAGCCGCCGGACGGCCAGCUUCCAGUAUGAGCUGCUGAGCAACCAGAGUGCUGCUGGCCCUGACUUCAAAAAGAUGGCACUGGUCAAGGCUAUGUGCCGUCCUUGUGACAAUGUGGAACUUCUUAUGGCUAUUUGCAGCAGUGAUUUUGUGGUGAAAGGAUCUAUCCGAAAUGUUUCCCACGAUUCUGAGAACCACAUGUCACAGGUUGAUGUCAACGUCCAGAAAGUCUACAGACAGAAAAACAGAAUUUUCCAGCAAGAUGAAGCAAGUGGUGAAUGGCGAGGCCCUAUACGAACCCUGCUACAGUGCAAGGUGAAGAAGGGAGCUGGAGAUUUUCUUUUCACUGGAAAUGAACAUUUUGGCGAAGCCUGGUUGGGCUGUGCUCCUCGGUUUAAAGAUUUCAGUUUCAUUUACCAUGCUGCCAGAGAAAGAAGAGCCAACCCAUGCGAGUUUCAGCUCAAUUGACAGGAGUAACACAGGACAUGAGAGUUGAAAAAGUUCAGCCCUGUUUUUGGAUACUGAAUCUGAAGCAGCAUUAAAAUCAAGGGCUAAAGCUAACAAUUUCAGCAAAACAGGAGCCUGGAGAAUUUCUUGGAGAUAAUGGCUCUGUGAGCCCUGUAAACUCUGACCGCUAAUCCAUAAAUUGGGUUGCAUUACUUUCUCCCUCUUCAAAUCUUAUUUGCCUCAAAAAAUAACUGUGAAUUUUGAAAAGGUUAUCUUUGUUUUGUAGUUAGAAGGCAGCUAGUGCUCGGUAUUAUGAUAUUCUCUCUCUAUCUUUACUCUGGGCACUUACUAUGUGCUUUUUCUCUAUUUUUUUUUUCCUCUCUUCACCCAUCUCCAGUUGAUUUCCCUUCCAUUUGAUUCCUAUUUAUCUUCUUACCUAUUAGAUCAUUUCUGGGCAUCUCACCACUUCAUCAUUUCCACGUUCCUAUGUUUAUAGCUAAAACCAUAGUUAGCAUUUGCUACUAAACCUUCAAACAAUUGGUAGGUUUGCCAUUUUUUUUCCUCUUCUGUAUGUUAGUAGAGACAUUAACUAACCCUCUGGGGCAGGAUCACAGCAGAUGUAAUUCCACAGAUCUCUGUUGAUUUCAGCACAAUUGAUAGUAUCUGAUUUUGUUCCACAUGCAGACAGACCAAUGAGAGAUACUGUACUAAGCUAAUAUGAACUGGUAUCGUUACCAGAUGAGAAAAUCUCUUUGAGAAAUGCAUUGAAAUAAUCAGAAGUUUAGGUCAUAGCAUUGUCUGCAUUGGAAUGUAAUAGUGAGUAUUCAUAGUACUGGAUCUACAGCUAGCUCUAGUUAUUGUUGAGUGCACGAUAGGAAAGAGCUAAGAGAAUUGGCUCUUGUAAAGUAUUAGAGGAUAUACAGGGGUAUCCAAGUACAUGGCUUUUGAGAGCUGGAGAUCAGUGCUGCAACUGAGAUUUUAAGUGGGGUACCCUUUGGUAUUUGCACUGUAAAUGUGAGAUAAAAUGUGAGAGAUACCUCUGUCUUAGUAUAGAUCAGAGGAAGAUAGGUGCUGCAUUUCUUGUUUUGUAUAUUUGUUAUGUUUGUACAUAGCAAACUUGUGUGUGUUGUGGUGUUUUUCUUUUUUUUUUUUUUUUUUUGCAUUUUAAAGGGUCCUUAGUGAUUUCUCAAUAGCAUUAAUACCAUAAUUAAUAUUAGCUUUCAUGGAGCAUUGUCCCUUUGAAACAAUGUGUUCUUUUUCCAGCAAAUAAGUACUUCAGUUAGCAAUUGGUUGAAAAACUGAAAUAACCCAGUGUGAUGUGAAAUAUCAUACAGGAAACAUACGUCCAAAGUGCAUGUGAUCUGGUAAUUUAAUCCACAGCUAUGCAGGCUUGUGUGCAUUCUAAUGAGCAACAUGAAAUUCCCACAAUCAGUGAUCCAUAAUGAAGAGAUUAUUAGAGCUUGUGGAUGUUGAAUAUAUUAAUUCUGUUUCACUGUAGCCUCCAUACAUUGCAUAGAGUUGAGAUCACUAUUGUGACACCAGUAACUUGCAGAGAGGUACCCAAAUGUUUACAAGUGGUGGGAUAAAAAGCUUUGGCGGGGGGAAAAUCUUUAAGUUUUAAUUUGUUUCAGAUUUUAAACAAAUACUCUGAUUUAACUAAGGUUAACAAAAGAACAAAAAAGAAAGCCAGUAAAAGCAUUGCACUGCUCUUCCCCUAGAGGCCUUCCUUAUCACUUUGCUAGCAAACAGGAAAAGGAACAAUAGAUAGGAAAGUGAAAGAAAAGGAAAAGAGCUGGGAAAAAAAAGAAAAGAAAAUUUACAAGGUGAAAGUUACUUCAAAGUGCUCAGACCAUUCUUGGAAAAUAGUCCAUUGAGGGAGCAAAUGUUUUCCUCUAUAGGAAAAGGUUUGGAAGCAAAGACCAGACAAAAAUGCAGUUAGAAAGAUGAACAAGUAUAUGAAUAUUUAAGAGAGAAUUUCUGUGAUGUAUAGAGUGCCAACACUCAUAAAAUCCAUAGUGCUUCAGUUCUUUACCCUAGGUCCAAAUUUCUUCCAACUUCAAGACAGACUGUCAAGAUAUAGGCGUGAGUAACAGUGGGAAAGCUGGAAAAGAUGGAAAAUCAGAAUCAGUAGAAGAGCAGGGAUGUAUUUGAAGAGUAAUAUUAGAUCAGGUUAUACACUACUUAAUUUCAGUAGCUUUAUUAGUGGGACAGGAUGGACAACCAUUAUCGGAACAAGGAGCUGUAACAACGAGCAGGACACUUUAAUUUUGUCUCCUGGGGUGGUUUAAAUUGUCAGCCUAAGGUAAUAUUGUGCAGUUUCUUAGUUACACAGGGCAGCAAGCAAUGUUUAUUCCCUUCGCAUCCUGUGUUACAGUUUCUAGCUGAAAAAGUCCUUAGCCUCAGUAGAGUGAAAGGUAGAGUGAAUAUUCUUCCUUGUUGGGUUAGCUUGUGUAUAAUAGGAGCCAACAGUUGCAGUUAUGUACCCAUUGUGGUCUUCUUAGGCAGCAAGAAGUUGGAAAGACUGAGACAAAACGAAUUUUGCAAGCAGUCUGUACUGCACCCAGCAGAGAGUUUUAAAAAUAAGUGAAUAUAAGCAGGGAUACCUAGCAGUAAAGAAUGGAAACCUUCCUUUCCCGUGGUUUUCUGAUAUUAUGCCAGCAUUAGCGAUGGGUAAACAAAGGCCAGGCAGCGUUACAAGGGCACAGGGAAUCUUCAGGGAGUAGGUACCUAAAAACAAAGUAAGGAUGCCAGAAGCGUAAUAUAACUGUUUCUUUUGAGCUUUAGGGAUCAGUUUCUCCAACUAGAGGUGCAGGAGAAUUGGAUCUGAAGUGAAAUACUAUCACUGUUUCACAAAUGGAGGGCUGAGGCAGAGAGGCAAUUAUUGGUGGGAUUUGGGUGCCAGCUCUCAUUAAUGCAAACCCUGUGAUCUGAGCUAGAUGGACUAUGGGAAAGGGGGGACUAAGUUAUGCUCAACCCAUUUGUAAGCAACUGCAAGCAAACAAGUGAUGUUGUUUCUUUACCGUGGUUAAAUUUAACCCAAUGAAAUAUUUUUACUGAGGAAAGCCUGUUGAACAUUUUCCCCUUUAGCACUGCAAGCUUAAGUCUUUCAGCCUCUUCCAGGAAGGAAGUGAAGCCUUUUCCAUAAUCCUUCUCAUCUGUAACAUUUCAUAAGGCAGUGGGGUCUUUAUGCACUUAAUCAUUUGUUCUUUGCUGGAUUCAUGCCCGAUGUGUAGAUAGAGAAUCAAAAGAUAGACAGGAUGUUUCCCCAGUUCGUUGAAUGACAUAAAAGAGCUGUAAGAAUCUCUAAUGAGUCUUUGAAUGACUGGACCAACACUGUGAAGUAGAAGUUUGUGAAUAGACACUGGGGGCUAAGUUUUCUUGUCUGAUUUGAACGUGGCUUGGCUGGCUUACACCCGAGUGAAUUUGGUCCUUUUUGAAUGCAACUGCUCUUUUCCUUAUGUCUACCUUUGCCUUUUCUGCGUAGUUUCAAGUGCACUGAAUUUUCAACACACUGUUCUGUAGGAAAUUAAUUGCAUGAGUACAGGCUUAUACCCUUUGUUACAGUAGUGACUCGUUCACUCCCUUUCUCCAAUUCUAUUAGUACUUUUCAAGGUAAACGUUUCAAUAUUUUUAGCUGAACUGUAAGCUCAACUUGUGUCUCAAACACAAAAAAGUGUAAGAACAAACACAAAAGUGUAAGAACCCUGUUGGCAUAACAAAGUAAAAUGUCACACUGAAAUGGCAAAGCUGUGGCUUUCGGAGGGGUCAGGAGUUGUAGUGAGCAGGGCCAGGAGCUGCAUGUCGAAGUUCUGAAAUCUGGGUUUAUGCUGAGCUUUGCUCCUGACUCACAUACCUAAUGUCUUCUGUUGUCAGUGAGAGUCCGUAUUUUAAAGCAGUUUUAGAUGGCUAGAGAAGAGAAGGAUUAAGGGAGACACUCCUGAACGUGGUGCAGAAUUAACUUAGUUCAGAAUCACUAGCACUUGUUCGCAGCUGGACAAUUAAAAUGGCUCUGAGAAAGCAGCAUGUGUUUUCUCUCUGAUGUCCUAGGUUUUAGCACCUCUUUUCAGAGCUCAUUCUCCACUGAGAUCUUUAGGCUUAACUUCAGCAUGGGAAGAGGAGUAUUUUUUUUUCUCUUUUUCUGACCUUUACCAAGAUACCAUCUUUUCCCCCUUUUUAAUGGUCCUAAUCCCAUUCUACUGAAAUCUAGCAAGGCUUCCAAAAUACUCGUGGGGAAUCAGAUUCAAGAGUACUUAAUUUUUUUUAAACACUUUUUUUAUUCCAAAGUGAUGUGUUUUGGCUUUGGUACAGCGCAGCGAUACUUUGGAGAUGCAUAGUAAAUGCUCCUGUAAUUAAUACAGUCAUACUUACCAUAUUUAUAAUUUUGCCUCAGGAUAUAUAAUUCUCUUAGUGUCUGAGAAAACCAUUGCUCUGUCUUCAAGGAAUUAGUAAGCAGACAAGUACCUGAAAUGAAUCAGGGGCCAACAAGGAAUAAAGGAGCUCCAGGUAUGCCAUCAAACCUGACAUUGCAGCAUGCCAUAGAGCAACAGCCCUCUUCACUGUGACCUAGAGAAUUUGCAGCCAAAUUAAAACUUCAUUACCAAUUACAGUGCCAAGAUUAAGGAUUGUUAAACUGCCUGAAUAUCAGUUUCAUGUAAAAUGAAUGUAUGACUUGACUGCUAGAUUAUUUUUGCAACAAUGCUAUUCCUGAUCAGGUUCCUAGAACACAACUAUCCUUUACAGGCAAAUCUGGAAGCUGCUUCUAAACUGGGGGAAAACCUACCCCUAAAGCAGAAAAAAACCCUUCCUUCCUUCACCAAGAACUACUAGAUUUUUGAAAUAGAGUGUUGGUACUCUAAAAAAAAUACAAAUUAUUUUCUUACAUUGUGUAUUAAACUUCUUAAUGUUUUCAAACACAGAUAAAAUACAAUGAACUUGGGUCCUUAAAGUUCUGUUGAACUAAUGUAGGAUCAAGAAUUUCUCAUGAUGGUAUUUUCACCUAAAUUAUCUGCCUCUUUUCAAUUAGCUUUUAUUAUUUUAAUGGUCGCUUCUCCUACCCUUGCUUAGUGCUUUGGCCAGGCUCACAUAAUUGCCUAUAUUUUAUGUAAAUAGAAUUGUUACACCGUAAAAUGAUAUACAAAUGUGUCUACCACAUGAAGUCCAGUAAAUGGUGUGAAUAAGCCCAUUAUUUUCAAUGUAACGGCAUCUGAUAGCAGCCUGGGAAACACAGGGCUGACAGAUGUGAGCCUGUGACAAGGCCUGGAAAAAAACUGAAUGAGGAGCACUCUGACAGACCACAAUUAAUUGACUUUUGAAAUAACUCCUUUUUUUCUGCAGUUCUACAUGGCUGAGCAAGAUUCACAAAUUGCUGUCUUGAACUUUUUAAUGGGACAAAAUCGCUGCCAAUGAAAGUCUAAAUAACAUGAACUUUGAAUAGGAGUUGUACAAUGACCACACCAUGACAUGUUUUUAACUGACAUAUUAUUUGAGAAGUAGCAGCCCCUCAAUUAAGAGAGGAUCAGGAAGGGGUGAGAAUAGAUGGGAGGGAGUCAGAACUGGGCAUGGAAGCAGUCUGUUGAACGCUAGCCCAGUCCUAUUUUAAUAUAGGAAGAGAAACAAGCAUUAAGAAAUGUCUUGAUAGAUGUUUUCAUGUGUGUUCCCAGAUAAUUUGCAGUCCCCUUCCACUGUUCCUUUUACUGUGAAAAAGUCAUAAAGCUAAAUGAAGAGAAAACGAUACUAGCAGAUAAGAAAACAGACUGUGUAUGAGUAAGGUGCAUGCUGGCUUCUCCACGUUCAGUAUGUGUUCCAGAGCCAGGCUGUUGUCAGUCACAUUUACAUUGGGAGCAAGAUACUUUAUUUGUAUUGGAAUUGAGUAAGCUUUGGACGCUUAGGCCAAACUGUGGCAGAUCUAACUGACCUCUUAAUCCCAAGAACAUCGUGGGGCAAGUAGUUAGUGAAGGGAAGAUGAGGACUGUAUUUUUCCUUAAUUAAUGUGAAUUACAGCAUUCCUACUGUCUGCCUCUCCUGAUCUAGCAGUAUCAUAACUGACUCUCUAGGAACUCUUCACAGAAUUUAUUCCUAGAAACCUUCAUCAGCUACGCUCGUUCAGAGAAAAGUGGCAAAGUCAAUUUGUAACUCGUUUUAUGGGUGCCUUUGUUUUGGCUAAUUUUAAAAACUUUAUUGAGCUGUCUGCUUUCCACUGGUCCUAGGGAGAGGCAGAUUGCAAGCAACAAGCCCUUUAGUUGACCUUGCUGACUGCUAUUAGGAAUCUCAGAAUAUACUGAUUUGGAAGGGACCCUCAAGAAUCACUGAGUCCAGCUCCUGGCUCCACACAGGUCCACCCAAAAAUCAACCCCUGUGUCUAAGAGCAUUGUCCAAAUGCUUCUUGAACUCUGGCAGGCUUGGGGCCAUGACCACUGCCCUGGGGAGCCCGUUCCAGUGCCCAACAGCCUUCUCAGCAAAGAACCUUCUUCUGAUAUCCAACCUGAAUCAUCACCCAUUGCCACUUCCCGGCAUCACUUGAGCUAGCAGAUACUAGAGAUCAUCUAAGGUUUUUUUAAACAAUCCCACUGCACAUACUUAGUUCUUAAUUGUUAUCUUCUUCCAACUAGUGACAUUUUUGCUUACCUGAAAAGGUCUCUGCAGGUUCGUUUGUUGGAGAGGAUGUUCAUCUCAUCCUCAGCUAGGAUAACCCAUUACCAGUAAAGGGUGCAUAGCUCAGAUGAAGGAGUCAGAGAUAGUUCAGGCAGGUGUCUCAAUCCAGAGGACACCACAGCACAUGCAGCUCUUGUCCUUUUCUGUCUUCCCCAAUUCUUGUCUAACUUACUGAGUUGUACAAAUAACUGGUCUCCUUUUGCAUAUGAUAGCAUCUAUUUCUGCCUUCUUUACUGCUUAUUCCAACUUUGAGCACUGAACAAAAUACCUAGAGUUAGAGUUUACCAAGAAUAUUUAUUGAAUUCAAAAUAUCAGUUCAUUCACUUGAAAAUUGAAAAGAUCAGCAACAGUCAUCUUCUAAAAAAUGUAUAGGCACAACAAUAAAGCAGAUGGCAUAAAAUCCAUGUCUACUGCCCUGACAAGGAUGUCUAGCUGAAACAUCUAUAUCAAAUAGCAUAUAGCGUACAUACUGAAGCACAUGGCUGAUACCAGUACAAUCAUCAGGUUUGUACUUACAUAAGCAUUUAUUUUUCUAACUGCAGUAUUUUACUGAUGUAUUUCAUUGAAGAGAUUAAAUUAAUGCAGAUUAGGGCAUUCAGUGGGCAAGCGUUUAUCCAGUUACCAUCAUUUACACAUUAAUAUGCAAAUCAUUCCACAUAUUUAGGGCUUUAUUAACACCAGAAUUAGUUCUCUUCCUAUACUGGAUAAUCAGUUUCUUUGCAGUAUUAAAAAGAGAAGUGUAAUUGAAAUUUAUGCUCAUGUCUACAUUUCAUUUACAAACCAGUACAGCGUUGAUACUCUUACUGGCUGAGUAAAACCACUUCAGUUGUUAUUAUUUAUCAUGCUGUAACUGAUAUUUUAUUCUAAUGAUAUAUAUCUGCCCCACCAUUUUUAUGUAUGCAAAGGAUAUCUUCUCUGAAGCUAAGUGAAAUACCAGUUUUCAGAAGCGUGACAACCCAGUUGUGCAUUUCUCAUUUUGUUCCAAAUUAACUGACCCUCAUUCUACUAUUUUGAUUCAUUCAAAACACAAAACCAAAAUAAACAGGAAUCACUAGCGUGGGGACAGGCUUUUUUCACUUCCCAUCGUAAACCAGAACAUGUCUUAAUGUGUUACAUACCCAUGUCACAUUUAAAGAAUCUACCCUUAUCCAGUGUGGCAGAGUAAGAACUCUUCUCUCAUUGGCUUGAACACAGAAUCAUAGAAUCAUUUAGGUUGGAAAAGACCUCUGAGAUCAUCAAGUCCAACUGUUGAGUGUCACUCCAGACUAUGUCUAAAGAAGCCCAAAGACUUUAAAGGUUAACACCGACACCCCUUUGAAAGUCAAAGAGCAAGCAACAGAAGAUGAGAAGAGGUGGACUUUCUCCACUGCACAAGCUGCUGAAGCACUUUUUUCCCCCCCAUGAAGAAGGGGAUAGUGUACUCCUUCAGCACCCCACUGAGUGGGUCUGCAGCCCUAUACUAUGGUGAGGCAGCUAAAGGGACAAGAUUUCUCAGACCAAACUGCUCGUGUCCCCACAGCUGACAAACUGGAACUGCAGAAAAAAAAAAGCUUUCAGUGCACUUCUUGCUUCAAACAGGACACACCCUCCUUCCUCACCUUUCAAAAUGUUUUGCUUAAUUUGACAGUUUUAGUGCUGACUGUGCUUUGGAAGGCUGAGACUCCUGAGACAGGACAACCGCUCCAAAGACAGCCAUUACACUUUUAGAUCCAGCAACAAUUCCAUAUCCCAUUCUGGUCAAACAGAUAGACACAUCCUAUUGGACUUAGGCUACCUGCGACAAUGUACUGAGAGUUUACAAACUAAGUAAACGGAGACAUCAAAGCCUAAAUCCCUACAAGUCUCCCACUUCAAUUGAUAUGAAAUGUAGUCAGAGAUUCUUUUGAGCAUUCCAACAAUUUCCUUUCAAACUGUCAGCUGUAGCUUCGUGUUUUAUUUCUCAGUGCAUAUUUCUCAGUCCUAUCAGAGUCCAGGAAUUUUCUCUGUUCUUCAUGGCCUACUCCAAGAAAUUAGAGCUAGCAUGGUAAGUCCAGAGAUGUCACCAAGAUACAGGCCCAACAACUAUGAGAUCCAAGUACCAUGGUUGCCUACCAGUUCUUUUAAAGUUGUAAUUAAGAAAUGCAGAGGUGCAGAGUCCUCCGCACAUGGUGAGAACUUCUGGAGACAUACUACAACCCAAAGGAAAGAACACCAGGAGAAUUAGAAAUCCAUUCCAGUGGGGGUUGAAGUGUAUUCUCCUUUGUGCUAAUUCCCUCUCUGUUUCGAAAGACUCCCCUGUGUGCAGGCUUCACGCACAGAGGGAAUAUUCUCUAUGUACUGUGCUCCUCAAAUCAGAGUUCCAGUAACAUAACACACUGUAGGAAAUCCAGUCUCUACUAACUAAGCAACU